This is a messenger RNA of Bactrocera oleae (olive fruit fly), 348 nucleotides long. The record is from RefSeq and is a predicted model, not a curated record. NCBI's taxonomy places the organism in Eukaryota, Metazoa, Arthropoda, Insecta, Diptera, Tephritidae.
AUGACACAAGAGAGCUUUAUUGGUGCCGCUUUCAAAAUUGGACGCCCACAUUUAGGUGAAAUCAAAUAUCUGGGGACCUGCUACACCGAUUUCAACCAAAUUCGAGUAUUCAAGCCGUCUAAAUGUAUGAAAGCAGCAGCGAAAUGCUCGAAGAGUGGUAUUUACAAAAUUCUAUUCAAUAAUAAUAAUAUCAUCGAAUUGGUGCUAUUUUGUAAAGAGGACAUCGAUUUUGGGGUGCUUGGCGGUUUGGAUAUUGUUCUGAUAGAUAACAAAGAAUCGCUUAACGAAAUGAUGAUACGACCAAACCAUUAUGGCAUUAGACGGCUGAUGUUCAGCAAAAUAAAUUGA